AGCCGGGGGGAGGAGAAUGGAGUAGCAGAGCAAUAGAGAGGGGAGAAAAUAUUAGUGAGGGGAGAGCUAGCAGUGACUUUCUUAAAGGAAACUCCAGGAGGGGGAAAUAAGGAGGAAUAAUGCACUAGAGGAAGGAGGCUGAUAGUCGUUACAGAGAACCAGCAGCACCUAUAGCAAUUGACAUCCUGCUGCAGUGCCGCUACCUUCGCUGAUUGAUACUGUCAAUGGAGCUGGAAAAUAUUGUUGCCAAUACUGUCUUGCUGAAAGCCAGGGAAGGGGGUGGAGGAAAGCGCAAAGGCAAAAGCAAAAAGUGGAAGGAAAUCUUGAAAUUCCCUCACAUUAGCCUGUGUGAAGAUCUCCGAAGAACAAUAGAGAGAGAUUAUUACAGUUUAUGCGACAAGCAGCCAAUUGGAAGGCUUCUCUUUCGGCAGUUCUGUGAAACUCGACCGGAGCUUGAGUGUUGCAUUAGGUUCCUUGACUCGGUGGCAGAGUAUGAAAUUGCUCCAGAUGAAAAACUGGGAGAGAAAGGAAAGGAAAUCAUGAUGAAAUACCUCACCCCAGAGUCCCCAGUUUAUGUUGCAGAAGUCAGUGAAGAUCUUGUCCAGCAGACUGAGGAAAAACUCGAAAUCAGCCCCUGCAAAGAGCUGUUUUCUCACUGUGCAAAAUCUGUCCUUGACUACCUAAGUGGAGAGCCAUUUCAAGAAUACCUAAACAGCAUGUACUUUGAUAGGUUUCUGCAGUGGAAGUGGUUGGAAAGGCAACCAGUAACGAAAAACACAUUUAGGCAGUACAGGGUACUAGGAAAAGGUGGUUUUGGGGAGGUCUGUGCUUGCCAAGUCCGAGCAACAGGGAAAAUGUAUGCCUGCAAAAGAUUAGAGAAGAAGAGAAUAAAAAAGAGGAAAGGCGAAUCCAUGGCAUUAAAUGAAAAGCAGAUUUUAGAAAAAGUCAAUAGUCAAUUUGUAGUUAACUUAGCCUAUGCCUAUGAAACAAAGGAUGCACUGUGUUUAGUUCUGACUAUAAUGAAUGGGGGUGACUUGAAGUUCCACAUCUACAACAUGGGAAACCCAGGCUUUGAGGAGGAGAGAGCUUUGUUCUAUGCAGCAGAGAUUCUUUGUGGCUUGGAAGAUCUGCAUAGAGAAAACACAGUAUACAGAGAUUUGAAGCCAGAAAAUAUCCUGUUAGAUGAUUAUGGCCAUAUUAGAAUAUCUGAUCUGGGUCUAGCUGUUAAAAUCCCGGAGGGUGACUCAAUUCGUGGAAGAGUAGGAACAGUAGGGUAUAUGGCUCCAGAAGUCUUGAACAAUCAGAGAUACACCCUCAGCCCUGACUACUGGGGGUUAGGUUGCCUCAUUUAUGAAAUGAUUGCUGGACAAUCACCAUUUCGUGGCAGGAAAGAGAAGGUAAAGAGAGAAGAGGUGGACAGGAGAGUCCUGGAGACAGAAGAGGUGUACUCCCAUAAAUUUUCUGAGGAGGCCACGUCUGUCUGUAAAAUGCUACUAACCAAAGACGUGAAGCAGAGGCUCGGCUGUCAGGGGGAAGGUGCAGUGGAAGUGAAGAAGCACCCAUUCUUCAAGAGCAUGAACUUCAAACGAUUAGAGGCAGGAAUGUUGGACCCCCCUUUUGUCCCUGAUCCCAGAGCAGUGUACUGCAAGGAUGUGUUGGACAUCGAGCAAUUCUCCACAGUGAAAGGGGUUAAUCUGGACCAAACAGAUGAUGAUUUCUAUUCCAAGUUUUCCACAGGAUCCGUAUCUAUUCCAUGGCAGAAUGAGAUGAUAGAAACAGAGUGUUUUAAAGAGCUAAAUGUGUUUGGACCAAAUGGUACUAUUUCACCGGACCUAAACAAAAGCUACCCCCCAGAGCCACCCAAGAAAGGAUUACUACAUAGAAUAUUUAAACGUCAGCAUCAAAACAAUUCAAAGAGUUCACCGAAUUCAAAGGCGAGUUUAAAUCACCACAUAAAUUCAAACCAUGUAAGUUCAAACUCCACCGGAAGCAGCUAGUUCGAACUCAACUUUCAUGAAACAACGUGUUGCAUCCUUCCACUAUAAUCUAUGGAGCUUCAAAGGAUGAGACCGCAUCCACCGUUGAGUUAAAAAAAUAAAUGAUCUCCCAGCAGUGGAGAUAUUCUAUCCAUUCCUUCCAGUGGAGCCUCACCUUUUAUGAAGAAAUUUCCACUCAGGUCUGUUUUGGAGGUGGCACUCAAGAUGGUGUGAAUCAGAUUUGUCUAUUUAGAACAUUGCAAUAGAAAUUCAACGAACAUGACUACUUGCACGUAUUUAAAUAGCAUCAUACUAGAACUGAAUUUUGUCUUUAUUAUUUUUAAAGAAAAGUUUUGUAAAUUUCUCUAUUGUCUCAGUUUACAUUUUGUACAUUUGUAUUUAAAUGAAAGUCAGACUUUGGGGUGUAUAUUUUCUGAGCAGCAGUUGUAAAGCCAUGUGUUUUAAGACUUUUUUUUAAAAGAAAUGUGACUCAAGACUUCCAGAGCCUCAAAUGAGAAAUCAUUCUUUUUAGUAAGUGUAGAAAAUUAUUCAUAUUUCACUUUAUCAAGUUGGUUUUACUGACAUGCAUUUUUAUGGCACAGUUUAUUCUUAAUUAUUUUACAUCUGUAUAUUUGGCUUACAGCAACACUGCAUACAUUUUUUUCUCUUUGUUGGUUUGUAAAGUCUUGUAUUAAAUGCUAUAAUACAUAGUCAAGACUUUGCCGCAUCUAAGAAUACUAUUUGCUAUGUCUGAGGUUCGUAAUGUCAUGGGACCAGCACUGUUAAGAUUUGCACUUAUUUUUGUUGUUAGAGCAUCACAAUAUUUAUUGUUUUUAAUGAAACCCUGUUUUAAGACCUCCUCCUCCUUUUCAAACUUUUUUUUACUAUUGCUAAUGAGAGAAAGAACAAAUGUUAGCAAGGGGAGAUAAGAAAGACAAGUUGUCAUUAGUUCUUCAAAGACCUGAAAUCCUUCACCCAUAGAAAUUAACAGCAAAGCUCCCAUUGAUUUCAGUGAUACAGGAUCAGGCCACAAGUGAGAGGCUUUUAUGGCAGUUGCUUAUGUCACACAGCUACCAGGAGAUUGACUCAAUAGCCCUGUCUGUGCUGGCCAGGGAAGCUAUAGGGGACAGAACCAAGCCAGGAAGGUUCGGCUCUGGAUCUCAACUUUUCUACAUCCAUUAUAUCCAUUCCGGCCCAUGUCUACUUUCAAGUGAGCUGUUCUAGAGCCCUUGGGCUGCAUGGCUUCUUUUCUGGCCCCCUGAACCAGUGAUGAAAUAGCUGUUCCAGUACAGUUAGCUGAGUUCAGUGCCCAUUGUAAAACAGUAUAGUUUGCCUUUUUUGAUUUCACAAUGCUUCAUCUCAGGUACCCCAUAGCAUUGUUUUAAACAAACGUACCACUGGUAUAGAUGGGCUCAGUCAGCUUCAAUAUCCACACUAUGAACCAGUUAACAAAAGUGUAUCUAUUCUCAAAUAUGCCAUGUGGGACAUCAGGUGCCAAACACAGCUUCACCUAUUUCAACUUAUGUUGGGAAACACUUGCCCCACUGAUGUAGACAGAAUCUGCUGAAUUCAACAUUUGCUGUAAAAUAGUUUGGUUGACCAUGCUUUUUUACAACGCUUGCUGAAUUGAUUGAGUUUUCCUAAACUUUUGGGACAACUGAUGUCCGACAUGUCAUGUCUAAGAAUUAAACGAUUACACUAAGGUUAGGCCAUGUCUGUGCUGCCCAGGGAAACUGGGUUAGGGUCAUUUUAGCAAGAACUACAUGUAUGUUUAAUUAACCACAAGGAACAGGUUACUUAGAGGGGGUUCUGGAAUCCGCAUCAUUGGAGGCUUUUAAGAACAGGUGAGACAAACAUCUGUCAGGGGUGGCCUAGAUAUAUUUAAUCCUGCCUCAGUAUGGGAGGAUAAACUAGAUGACUUCUUGAAGUCCCUUCCAGCCCUGUCCCUGUUCUACCCCCGCCUCGCCUUUUCCUGCCUCUUUCCCCCCAGUGUGCCACGCCCUCACUCCUCCUCCCUGUCCCCCCAGCCUCCUGCACACUGCGAAAUAGCUGAUCGCGGUGGGCAGGAGGCACAGGAAGGAUGGUGGAGGCACUGAUCAGUGGGGCCUGCCGGUGUGCGGCAGACACGGGGGAGGGACUGAUGGGGACCUGCUGGUAGAUGCUCACCACCCACCAUUUUUUCCCUGUGGAUGCUCCAGCCCCAGAACACCCAGUCAGCCCCUAUGCUGGUGUGAAACUUGUUUCCGUGGCCAACACAGAAAGAGCAACAGAAUGUAUGAGGUUUUUUCCAGACAAAACCAUGAAUGAUAAAGACUCAAAAUAAAGUAAGUUCUAGAACAACUUAAGGUCAGUAAGGGACAGACCAGGGUCAGCGUUUUUGUAAAUUACCUGAUGGAGAAAGGAAUGGAGCUUUUGGGCUAUAUAUGUAUGUAUUGGGCUGACAUGCGUUUGUCAUGGAGUACAGUAUGCCAAGAAGCCAAGACACCCCGUAGGGCAACUAAUAAGAUUGUGGGCUCUCGCGAUCACUUGUAGAGAUACACGUAACUAAGACUGCAUUGUAAACAAUCCAAAACAGCAAUGAAAAUUUGUCUCCUUUUUCCUUCUGACUGAUGUUCUGAGAAGACGCGGUGGUGCAGAGGGUGUUUACCCCUCACUUUAUCAAUGCAAAGAUCAAACAGGCAGAGUGCCCGCAGUUUCACCUGUGUCAGCGAUGCCACUGAAGGUUUGAGAAGAGGUGAAAGAAUAUGGAGAAGUGAAUGCUGAGAAUUUGGACUAAUUAUGUCUCCAGUUUAGUUGGAAUCGUUCCAACUCACUAGUAGGCGUGAGACAUGAGAAGAGAGAAGUACUGUGUGGGUGAAAUUCUCCAUUUAUGUUCUGACGCAAGCCCACUGUCAGCAGGGAUCUAUGUGCUGACUGUAGUGGGUUUUAUGUUAGGCCCUUAAUGCAAAGUUUGUAGUCUGUGGAUGGCCUUGCAUCGGCCCUCUGCAUCAGGGUGGAUUUCACCCAGUUUCAAGAAAUGUAGGUGACAAUUCAAAGUGCAGCUCUAAGGGGAACCUCAGUCUCUGUGGGGCUUAAUGUAGGGCUCACUGUUUCAGUACCAAUGUGUAUGAGAAGCUUCGUAUGUAGAACUUUACUUGCUUUGCCUAGAAUAUCCUUAAUGGGACACAUUUUUUCAAAGGGAGAGGCUGAUGUCCACAUGCCAGAACAACCCUCAGAUUCAUCUGCGUGCACAGUAUGUCAGUGCUCUCUCAAACUGGUUAAUUCAUAAGCACAAAUGCAAAGCAAAGGGAGCACUGAGUAGUAGAGAGAGCAUGAUCCUAGGUUGUGUUUUCAAUUCUGCUACUCCCUCACUUUGUGGCAUUAUAGAGGCACCUACCUCUCAUUAGAAUAAUGUCUAUAAUAAUGUUUGCCUGCCGCCCGGGCUCAGGGUGGGGUGGGGUUGUGAGGCUUAAAUCAGGAAUGUUUGUAAAGUGUGAUGAGGCUGUUGGAUAAAAGUCAUAAUAAGGGUCACACAUUAAUACUCAUUAUUAAAUGUGGGGGAAUGCAGAGCGUAUGCAUGAGGAGCUCAUUCCCUACAUUUUUAACCAUUUGGUCCAUGAAAACUCUGUUCUCUUUUUUUUUUGUUGUUUUAACGCUUCACAUUUAGAUUAGAGAUGAAAAACCUAAUUACAGUGAACCCUCCCUUGAAGGCUGUUUGUUAAGGCUAAAUGACCACUUGAUAACCCUGGCUAAAAGGAACAUCAUAGGUAGCCACAACACUGCCAGUCAAUACCAGUCUUGACUGCCAGUCCUGGGAUUCUCCUGAACAGGGCUUGCCUGCUAUGUUAAACUGAGCAGUACUUUUUGUUAUGUAUCCCACUUGAGGCUAGGCUAAGAACACAUUGUGCUCACAUUCAUGUGUGUGAUCCAGUAAAAAUUGGAACACAGAUUGCUAUGGGUGGAACUAUUGGUGGCACAACCUAACUCCCCCAGACACAUGGAGCCUGAUUCUCAGAGGUGGUGAAUACUCACAAUUCAAUCUGAAGUCAAUGGGAGCGGUGGGUGUUCAGCACCUCUGAAAACCAGGCCUAUAAUUUCUUUAUACUACUUUGGAGAGAGCAUACAGCUAGCAAGAGACUGUUUAGUACUCUGAAUCAUAAUGAAUAGCUUUGAGAUGGGUUUGCACAUGGCAAAAGAGUACGAAGAUAGUUAUUUCAUAGUUUUCCAGCACAAGAUUCAUUUCAUCUAUUAUCUUUCCAGUUAGAGCAAAGAUCCUUUUGGGAAGUGCACAAGAUUAGAGCUGGCUGAAUUAUUUGUAUGAGUAGACGGUUGAGCAAAUUGAGCUCUUUAAAUGUUUGGAAAUCAUUUACAAACUGUUUCUGAAUUCUGCAACUGGAUUUAUUUUUAAGUCUUCUCCAGAUAGACUGAAAAUGAUUCAUCAGUCUAUGGAUUCUUCAUUAAUUUCCCAGUUCAGUGAUUCUUUGAGUGGUGUGUGAAGGAGUCACAUGGCAUUUUUUCUGCUUUCUGCUUGGAUGAUUGAAACUUCUAAAACAUGAAAAUAAUAGCAAAUAAAUAUUUUUUGAGUCUGCACAUAUAACCUUGUUCAUGUGAAAACAAGGGUGUUUCUGCAUAAACAGCCAUUCCAAAGACAUGUGUGAACAAAAACCUGUUCAUGCAAAUGGAAAAAACGCAUAAAGCUGGUCAAACCAAGCAGCCAAAAGGAAUUCAAAUGAAUGUUAGUGAACAGUGUUCUUGCAGUACUGAAUCAAAUCUGCUUAACAUAGAUAUUAAGAGGAAUUUGUUCAAUUGACACUCUUUUUCACAGAAAAUUUGGAAUGUCUUUAAGAAAUAUUUGAAGUCACUUGUGAUCAUUCCCCUCCCUGGGUAACUAUGUCCAAUUUCAUUGUAAGAAACAUGUAGCCAAACUUUGCUGAUUGAUUGGUGUCUUACCGGAUAUAGAUGUGUUUUUUUACUCUUCAGAGUAUACGUAGAAUAGAACACACAAAAUCCUGCAGGGACUAUUUUUGUUAAGCCAACUUUCAUGUUUCCAAGCUGGAUCCAACUGGCAUCUUUACUUUUUCCACCCAAGUCUCACAUUUCAAAGCCAGUUGCUAUUAUCCUUUUCAGUAGAGAAGCCUCAGAUAAACAAACUUCUGUAGUACAAACAAAAUAAGCAGAAACAGGGAGAUACAGUAUCUGUGAACUCAAAAGUACAGUUUGAGGUUAGUGUGUGGGUGUGUACAUGUGAAAGGUUCUCUUCUUUAAGUUCACAAAUUCUAGGUGUUCAAAGUUUGUAAGGCCCUUUCCCACAUGUUAAAUAUAUUGAUCAAAAUGAGAUGGCUCAUCAGCUGCUCCUGAGCAUCCUCUAAAAAGCGCUGGGAAAGUUGGAGUUCUCUUUGCUUUGAAAGAAUGUUUGGGGCUAGUCUGCUUUUCCAGGCAGGGAUCAUGUCGUCUUGUGUGUUUGAAUCGCACCUAGCACAAUGGGACCCGGUCCUGACUGGGGCCUUGGGCUGCUACUUUAAAUAGCAACAUUAAUAAGUGCCUAGUGCACAGGCGCCCAUUUCACCAAAACAUCACUGGCACAGUUGAAGGCAGUUAAAACUGGGAGGCCAAGGGGUGAAUGGAUGCAGAAAUUGACCUGCCCUCAUCCUGGGAGGUGGUCCUGGUCUGUCUCAGGCUGGGCUGAGAACCAUUAGCAGGGAAGCGCAAGAGAAGCUGUGGCUAAACAGAGGACACCCUUUUCCAGAGCUGGCACUAACUCCACAUAACCUUUAAAAAAUAAUGAUAGCGAUGAGUGUCCUUAGGGUAAAGCCGAGCAAACAGGCUUAAAUCCUAUUCAUUCCAAAUUCCCAGCUUCCAGGUCUCAGGAGGACCGCAACCUCCUUUAGAGAUAACAACUAAUAGCUUUUAUGCAGUGCUGUGAGAGGAUGCUUAAAAGAAAGGAGUCUGCCACCCAACAGCAUUCUGUACUAAUAGCCCCUUCUACUCUGCAGUAAUACAAAUAUCAGCUGCCAUGUUGGGGUCUGUUAAUGCAGAAUACUAUCAAAUGUUUUUUAUGAGGGAAGAGCCAUACGCUGAGACAGUGUAUUACUUACAUUGGCAGUGGCAGGGUGAUUUUUGAUUUAAGAUGAUCUCCUUGUGUCUAGCUUGGGUUUCCCCUGUUUGUUUGUUUGUUUAUAUUUAGAGUUAGGAGUGCUGGAUUCUAUCUCUAGCUUGGCCAUUGAUUCUCUGAUUUGCCUGUGGCAACUAAAUUAACCUAUGUGCAUCUCUGUUUCCCUGGGCUUAUAAAAGGAGUCACAAAACUUAGCCACCUUUGUAAAGCACUUGGAAGUCUCUAGACAAAAAAAAAAAAAAA
Messenger RNA from Gopherus evgoodei (Goodes thornscrub tortoise), 8310 nucleotides. It is a transcript of the gene GRK5, whose product is annotated as G protein-coupled receptor kinase 5. The transcript has 16 exons. The record is from RefSeq and is a predicted model, not a curated record. NCBI's taxonomy places the organism in Eukaryota, Metazoa, Chordata, Testudines, Testudinidae. Gene Ontology annotation, molecular function: G protein-coupled receptor kinase activity; ATP binding. Gene Ontology annotation, cellular component: cytoplasm. Bases 225 to 1997 code for a protein of 590 amino acids. Gene Ontology annotation, biological process: protein phosphorylation; signal transduction; regulation of signal transduction.